Molecule: messenger RNA, 3855 nt
Organism: Ambispora gerdemannii
Lineage: Eukaryota; Fungi; Glomeromycota; Glomeromycetes; Archaeosporales; Ambisporaceae
Source: the annotation of a GenBank genome assembly
AUGGCAGACGAAGCUCGAAAACAAAUAGAAACUAUCAAAAACUUGACUGACUCGAUAGCCUCACAAGGGUUCAAUAGCAAAUUUUUGAGUCAGAAUGCAAAGAAGUACAAGUCAGAUUGCGUGUCCUUUGCCAAUAGAUUGCAAAAUAUAGGCGUAAAGGGAAAAGAGUUUGUCAAAAAAUUAGAGUCUGAAGAACUGGAGGUAGCAAUGAUUAGAUAUAACUUGUCAAAUGCGAUAGAAGCUCUAAAAAAUUUUCAAGGUUUAUCCUCUAAUAUUAACAUGUUUAUCCUCCAACAACAAUCGCCAUUAACGCUAAAUCGCCCGAAUCUUGCAGAAGAUUUUCGAAUUCAACGACUUUUAGUCGAUUAUAAUAGUCGUUUAGACGACUCGAUUGAAUGUCUCUCAGUAGCUUUUCACGCAAUGCAAAUACAGAAACCCUUAUCGAUUGAAGAACAAGAGAAAUUGUUAAGAGGAUUAAAAGUUGAUAUUGAGAAAGAAUUGGCCGUUCUUGAAGAAAUCAAAAAUCAAAAAAAUGAUAAUAAUCGAACAAAAUGGUUAGAAUUAGCGAUAGAGCACAAUCAUUUACGGUCUAUUCCUUAUGAUCAAAUUGUUGUUGAUAAAUUUUUGAAGUGUGGUGGAAAUUUAUUAAUUGAGAAAUCUGUAAUUAGAUUCGGAAUAGUAUAUAAAGCAUUAUGGGAUGACACACCGAUCGUUUUAAAGCAGCUUUUUAAUCAAACUGAUUUUGUCGAAGAAAUUCGUCUUCAUAAACGUGUACACGAUGGCGAUUAUAUUGUGAAAUUACAUGGGAUAACCAGAGAUACAGAUGGGAAUUUGGGAAUGAUUAUGAAAUACACCGCUCAUGGUGAUCUUCGUGAUUAUUUGAAGAUGCAUGGGAGCUCAUUAUCAUGGCAUCAGAAAAUUGUCUUGGCUAAACAAAUCACUAUAGGUUUAUCGUUUAUUCACCGAGAGAAAAUUAUGCAUCGGGAUUUUCAUAGCGGAAAUAUUCUAAUCGAUGAAAAUGGCGGACCAAUGAUAACUGACUUUGGUCUGUCACGAUUGGAAGAUAUCAAAAAACGGUCCUCUGCUACUUCUCAAGUUUUCGGUCUCAUGGCCUAUACCGCUCCAGAACGAUUAGAAAACUCCAAAUAUCCUUUCGACGAGCGAUGUGAUAUCUACUCACUCGGCGUGAUAUUCUGGGAGAUUUCAGCGAACCGAAGACCGUUCAAUGGGCAGAACGAUAUUUCUCUCGCGUUGCAUUUAAUGAAGGGAAAACGCGAAAAAUUUACCGAAUCUACACCGCCAAAAUUCGCUGAAUUGGCAAUAAGUUGUUGGGCCGAAGACCCAGAGAAGAGGCCUUCCUUGAGCCAGAUAAAGCAAACGCUAAAUGAAAUUUUGGAUGAUUUACCAAAAUCCGAGAAUAAUAAUGAUAAUUUAAAUAAUGCCGAGGAUCUGGACAAAGAUGAUCCUUUGGAAGAUACAGAUCAAGUUGAUUAUGACGAAUAUUUUUCUGCCGACUUAGAUCCGUCAAAUUAUAUCACUGCGUUAAACAAUAUUCCCGAAAACAAAACCAUUAAAGAAAAUUCAAGCGAUAAUAGUGUUGUUAUAUUGAAAGAAAAGAAAUCAAAGGAUGAAAUUCAGUCAUUAAAAGAGAUUUCCACAAAGAAUAAUGAGCAGAAAAGCAAAAAAUCUAAAGAUUUUGCAAAAAGAAAAACUGAAAUAAGUAUUGAUAAUAGUGACGAUGAUUCGCAGAAUAUUGUUGAAAAACCUAAAAAGAAAAGAAAAAUUGAGAAUGGAUCGCGUUCAGAAGCUUCUAUUUCUCAAGAUAUUGUCGUGAUCGAAUCGAUUAAUGAUGAAAAAGAAACAGAAGAAGCUGAGGUUCCCGAAAAUUUGCGAUUCUCUUCUUAUCGACUAUCUCAGACUACCAUUGAAUCUCUUAAGAAGCGUGGGGUGACUGCCUUGUUUCCCAUUCAAGCAGCGACAUUUGAUUAUAUAUUUGAUGGAAAAGAUGUUUUGGCCAGAGCAAAGACAGGAACAGGCAAAACUUUGGCAUUUGCACUCCCAAUCACCGAGCGACUCAUAAAUAGUUCAGAUUUUGUGCAAGUACGAAAUCGUAGAGGCCGUGCACCUCAAGUAGUUGUAAUGACACCAACACGUGAUCUGGCUAAACAAGUUGCCACAGAGUUUGGAUCAAUCGCAUCCUCUCUGACUGUUUCGUGUAUAUAUGGAGGUGUGCCAUAUGCAGAUCAGUAUCGUGAAUUACGAGAUGGAAUUGAUGUGCUCGUUGGGACUCCAGGCCGAGUAAUGGAUCAUAUUGAUCGUGGUAAUCUGAAUUUGGCUGAUAUAAAGUUUAUUUGUUUGGAUGAGGCAGAUCAAAUGCUCGAUAUUGGUUUCGCGGAAGCUAUGGAAAAAGUGUUGCAACAUGUCAAAGAACAUAAAGAAAAUAAAGGCAAAGAUGAUGAUUAUCAGACUAUGUUGUUCUCUGCCACUGUGCCUGAUUGGGUGAAAGAAACCGUAAAGAAAUAUUUAAAAGAGGAUUAUCUUAAUAUUGACCUGAUUGGAAAAAUGGAUAACAAGACUAAUGAAAAUAUUUGUCAUUAUGCUAUACGUUCUGCUUGGCAUUCCAGAAAGGACAUUAUCGGAGAUGUAGUCGCAACUUAUGGUGGUUCUGGAUCUUGUGUAAUCUUUUGCAAUACAAAAAAUGAUGCGAAUGAACUUGUACUUAACGAUAAAUUAAAACAAGAUGCCCAAGUACUACAUGGAGAUAUAGCACAAUCACAACGUGAAAUCACAAUGAAAGGAUUUAGAGAAGGCAAAUUUAAAUGUAUCAUUUGUACCGAUGUACUUGCUAGAGGAAUUGAUAUUCCCCAAGUCGAUUUAGUAAUCAACUGUGAACCACCAAAGGAUGUGGAAUCUUAUGUUCACCGUUCGGGAAGAACUGGUCGAGCUGGACGUCCUGGAACAGCAGUCACAUUUUUCAAAUCUCAAGAAGAAUAUCUAAUAAACAAUAUUCAACGAAGAAGCAGAAUUCAAUUUUCUAUCGUUGGCCCUCCACAACCAGCUGAUAUAGUUGCUGCAACAGCUCAGGAUGCAGUUCAAAACGUGGAAUCGGUAAACCCGAGUAUAUUGCCAUAUUUCCAUGCUACUGCACAAUUACUGAUCGAUAAUAAGGGUGCUGUUGAAGCAUUAAGUGCAGCAUUAGCUUACAUGACCGGAUAUAGCAGUGGAAUUAAGACAAGAUCUUUAUUAUCGGGUAAUGAGGGUUGCAACACGUUGUUAUUUCGUUUCAGUUAUCCAGUCCGACAUGUUAGCUACGCAAGAAAUAUUCUAGAAAGGAGCUUUCCUAAUCUGAAAUCUGAUGACGUAAAAAUGAUGAGAUUGACUAAAGACGGAUUAGGAAUUGCGAUAGAUGUUUCAUCUGAAAAAGUGGAAAUAGGAAUUGGAGAAGGCGAUGACUUAAUAUUAGCAGGUACAAAAUGGCAGAAUACAAGUAGUACAACUUUGGAAGUGUGUGUAAGUCUAAAAGACUAUAAAACUGUAAAGGUUGCGUUAACAAAAUUCUACGGUAUCGGAAUGAAUGUUUCCGCCAAAGUAUGUGCACAACUAAGCAUCCACGACAAAUGUAAAAUGCAAGAAUUGUCCGAAAACCAACUUAACCAACUUUCUGCAGUAUUGUCUGAUAUGAUAUUAGGCGCGGACUUGAAACGACAAAUAAAGAGUAAUAUUAUGCAUCAUCGACAAAUUGGGUCGUAUAAGGGUAAACGACAUGCUAUGAGUUAUCCGGUUCGUGGACAACGUACACAGACUAAUGCCAAGACGGCAAAACGGUUGAAUGCUAGAUUUAUUAAUGCAAAAUGA